AUGACCAGCACGAAGAGCAGCCGUCGGGGGGCUGGCGGUUCGUCUGCUGCUGCUGCGCCUCCCGCUAAGGUGUCAUCCUCAGGGGGUAAGAGGAGCGGAGGUAGCAGCAGCAGCAGCAGCAGCAGUAUCAGCAGCAGCAGCAGCAGCAGCAGCAGCAGCAACGUAGCGGCGCCGCGUACCAGCAGCAAAAGGCAUCAUCAGAAGGACCCAGCAGCCCCUAAGAGGCCUCUGUCUGCUUAUAUGCUGUUCGCAAGAGAUAAAAGAGUUGAAGUGCUGCAGCAGCAGCCCGAGUUAAAGUCAGAUGUAAAAGAGGUGGCGAGGGUUUUAGGAGAGAUGUGGAGGACUGCUGCUGCAGCAGAGAAGCAGCAGUUUGCUGCUGCUGCUGCUAAAGAAAAAGCUAAGUAUGCUGCAGCACUUGCUGCCUAUAAACAACACAAAUAA
Molecule: messenger RNA, 441 nt
Organism: Eimeria acervulina
Lineage: Eukaryota; Apicomplexa; Conoidasida; Eucoccidiorida; Eimeriidae
Product: high mobility group protein, putative
Exons: 1
Coding region: 1-441 (146 amino acids)
Source: RefSeq, a predicted model, not a curated record